CAGCCCCGCCCCGCCCCGCCCCGCUCCAGUAUGUGGUUCAUCUGGACCAGCUUUUCAGCCCUUGUGUGUGUUUCCUUUGAGAGCUAGUCCCGUGUUUUAAACUUGUUGAGGAUCCUUUGGGUGAUCCAUACAUCCGGGCAGAAGUCUUAUUUGUUCUAGCCCAAAUGGCCUCGGCUUGGGUUGAAGAGGAGAGCUUUGCUUGCUCAGUUUGUUUGGAAACGCUAAAGGACCCCACCACUCUACCAUGUGGACACUCCUACUGCCUGACAUGUAUCCAGAAACACUGGGACAAGGGAGGCAGCAACGGUCCGUACACCUGCCCACAGUGUAGGCAGGUAUUUCACCCUCGGCCCUCACUGGCCAAGAGCACUUUACUUGCAGAAGCCAUGGAGAAACUGAGAACCAACAGCAUCAAGCGAGGUUCCUUCAAAGGAGAUUCCUCACCAUCAGAGCCUGUCUAUCUGGAGGUCCUGCCAGACAUUGGGCCCAGGAAGGGCAGUGUGUACCCUCAGCUCCCCUCAGUGGAAAUAAGACUUUGUCCUCAGCACAAGCAGCCACUCGACCGUUUUUGCCAUGAGGACCGGGAGUGUGUUUGUGUGGUCUGCUGCCAACAUGGACAUCAAGGACACCAUGUGCUUAAACCCCAAGAAGAAAGAAUGACGAGACAGAAGGAGCUUGUUCAGAUGCAGGGGGAGGUGCAGAGAAGGAUCCAGGAAUCUGAGAAGAUGCUCAAGGAGCUCCCACCUGCUUCUCGCCAACACAAGGCCUUGCUUCAGGCUCUGGAGAAGGAAAGUUCAGACUUGUUCCCUGAGCUUGUAAAGAUCUUGAAUUACACAGGAACUCAAGUUGGUGAGCUCCUCAAAACCCACGAGAUAGCCUUUUGCAGCCAAGUGGAAGGGCUGAUCCAGGGUCUUCAACAGGAGGUGGCACAGCUCCACUGGAGGAGUAAGGAGCUGAGCGGGCUGGCUGACAUGAAAGAUGAUGUCUGCUUCUUGAAGAAUUUCCUCACUACUGAGCCACUACAUCAGACAGGCAUCCCAGGAGAGUUGGUGCUGAGUCAACAAGAAGCCACGGUGGCCUCCAUCCGCUCCAUCCUGAGUGAGCUGCAGGAGUCGGUUCAGGAGCUCUGCAAAGUCAGUCUUGCUAAGAUUGGUAAAACAGUGAAUUAUGAGGCAGUGGGUUCAUCUCCCGUUGCUGUCGGAGGCGCAGGACCAGCACUCGCCUGUUAUUCUAGUCAGGCCACUCCACGAGACACAGUAUAUGAAGGCAUAAUAAGUCCUCCCCCGUUGCCUCCUCGCCCUCUAGCUUCAGCGCCUCCUCCUCCUCCUGACUUUCCCCUCCAACCUCAAGCAUCUGGACGGGCUGCUGGGCUUAGGAAUCCAGAGCCAAAGACAAGAGCAGACAUGUUAAAAUUCCGCUUUCAGCCUACCUUUGACCCCAACACUGUGUACCGCCACAUGAAGCUGUCAGAAGAUGGCCAUAAGGUCACAAUGCGUGCUGAGAAUCUCCACCCACCGGACCACCCUGAGCGCUUCCACUUCUGGAGACAAGUUCUCUGCAAAGAGCCGCUGGCAGGAAGUCCUUACUACUGGGAGGUGGAGUGGACUGGUCAGAAGAUCACCAUUGCUGUUGCUUACAAGGAAAUGAAGCGCAAAUCGUCUGAUGAUCAGAGCCGCCUGGGCCACAACGCUUUGUCCUGGAGCUUGUACUGGUCUGGAAAUGGCUUCUCAUUUUGGCAUAACAACCAGGAGACACUCCUGGGCUCCCCUAAAGCCAAGAGGAUCGGUGUGUAUCUGGACCAGCACGCUGGAGUUCUGAACUUCUACAACAUCAUCAACAACCAGGCUGUUCUCAUCCACCACUAUAAGACACAAUUCAAUGCUCCGCUGUACCCAGGAUUCCGGCUGUGGGCUGGGAUAGGAGAUACACUGACUGUCUGCCAACUAGACUGAGAUAGAGAAAUAGAUUUUGUUUAACUAGAUCCUGAGUGUUUGGAAGGAUUAAACAAUAAAGAAUAUGCCCUUGAAUGUCUUUUUGUUGCAUAAAAACAAAAUUAAUUGUAUUUAGACAUAUUCUUGGUGAACUAUCUACAUUGAUGCCACGCACACAUUCCAGAUUUUAUUAAAUCAAUAAACAUAAAUAAAUACA
Molecule: messenger RNA, 2148 nt
Organism: Nothobranchius furzeri (turquoise killifish)
Lineage: Eukaryota; Metazoa; Chordata; Actinopteri; Cyprinodontiformes; Nothobranchiidae
Gene: ftr86
Product: finTRIM family, member 86
Molecular function (GO): protein binding; zinc ion binding
Source: RefSeq, a predicted model, not a curated record